Dreissena polymorpha is the source of this 1946-nucleotide messenger RNA. Its product is annotated as hemicentin-2-like. Lineage: Eukaryota; Metazoa; Mollusca; Bivalvia; Myida; Dreissenidae. The record is from RefSeq and is a predicted model, not a curated record. Bases 237 to 1946 code for a protein of 569 amino acids. The transcript has 8 exons.
CGCGCAUUUAUCUUAAGUUUUAACAGAAUGUACAAUACAAGCAUUUCCUGUGGCUAUGUGUAAGACAUUCGUCAAACAGAGUUGUCGUUCGUAGAGAUCACAAAUCACUUUGGAAGUAUAUUUAUGUACACGUUCGAUUCAUACUAAUUCUAGCAAAUUUGUCACAGUGUCAUCUCUGAAACCAGAAAAGGUCGUUACAAUCAUUUCGACCUUGAAGGAUUUCUGAGGCGAUCAUCAUGAGACUGUCAUCGCUGAUCAUAGUGAUGUUGGUGACACAUUCAAGAUAUGUAAAAGAAAUCAGUUCCUGUAGCAUAAUGCUGUCGGCAAUAACGAAUCUAGUGGAGCUAGGAUCUUCUAUUUUGCUGACGUGUCAAAUUUGUCCUUCAACAACUGCAAUCAAUUUUAAUCACAAUAGUUCAAAUAUAGCAUUCUCUAUACUUGUAACUGGGGAAAUGGGUGUAGUGAACAAAAGUUUGUAUAACUUAACAUACGAGACUGAAACACGAAAGUUAAAUUUGAUCAUUAUAAAUUUUAAACGGUCAUCUGUUGGCAAUUAUUCGUGUUUUAACCCUUACACAACGGACAUAUCAUCGCUGACUUUAGAACACUCAGUUCCUGUGACAUUUGUAACCUUGACUCCUGCCAUACCGACGAUUUCCGUGUUGCAAAACGUUCCCAUCAGCGACAUUAAAUGUACAUCAUCAGAGGGCCGCCCAACACCAGCCAUUACUUGGUAUUUGGAUAAAAACACACCCUCGAAUGACACCAAUUAUGUAAAUGUUACAUUAAAUAGUAGAAGUGAAACAACAGGAGACGUAACGACGAGUACUCUUACAAUUACUCCUACAGUUGAAGAUCACGGUGCAAGUUUAUAUUGCAAAGUCACAAAUGGAUACGGGCAAAUUAUAUCAAAGGCGAGACUCUUUAUCGAUGUGUUAGUUGUUCCAUCAAGGCCGAUAAUUCUACACAAAUCGGUAAUCGUCAGCGACAACAUUUCUGUGAUACUAAACAGGUCUGUGUCGCUCGAAUGUAACUCCUCUGGAUACCCAACGCCAACCAUUUCAUGGGUUUUAUCUAAUGGUUCCGUGAUGAACAACAAAUAUAUGGAAUUGAAAUGGGAGAAUAGAGUAAACACGGACACGAUCACCUGCAGAGCCACAAGUGUUAUGCAGCCAACAUAUGGAAUUAUGACAACACAUUAUAAUACAACUGAUUUACUGAUAAACAUUUUGUAUUCGCCGUCAAUCCCAACCUGUUCAAUCGGAGAUAAGCUUAUAACAGAAAAUGCAAUACGGGCAAUAAAAAAUGAACCACUGAAUAUUAAUUGUACUAGCAAGAGCAACCCUCCUCCCACGAGCUAUUCGUGGACACUGCCAGACGGAUUGAAACAAGAUGGACAACAACUCAAAAUACAACGCGUACUUUCGAAUGGUCCUUACGCUCUUGAUGUCAAUAAUGUUAUGCACUCAACAUUCUCACCACAAGUCAUAACCGGGAAUGCAAAUUCGAUCUUUACACUUGACAUAUUAUGUGCACCGAGAUCAUCUCCAUAUCUCCCACCGGUCCCUAGAGUUUGGACAAAACUUAACAGCAUUGUAAUUCUCACGUUCAUUAUUGUGGCGUAUCCUCCUCCAAGUGCUUCAUCGGCCUUCGUUUGGCGGAAACAACAUGCCCGCAGAAGCGCUUAUGGCUGGCUGACGUUGACACCAGUGUGGAGCUACUACACCGGUUCUUCAGGAAGACAUGGGAAGAAAAAGAAAUCCCAACAGAGUGGAUACCUCAUUAAGCUCCUCAAGAAAGGCGACUUCAGUUUCUGCUCCAACUUACGAGGAAUCACGCUGUUGUCCAUCCCAGGAAAGGUGUUUAAACGCAUCCUUCUGAAAAGAAUGAAAGACGCAGUAGACUUACAUCUCCAUGAUUUACAAGCCUUCGAAAUGAGAGAUUGA